Messenger RNA from Humulus lupulus (European hop), 1149 nucleotides. RefSeq lists its product as uncharacterized. Bases 232 to 987 code for a protein of 251 amino acids. Lineage: Eukaryota; Viridiplantae; Streptophyta; Magnoliopsida; Rosales; Cannabaceae. The transcript has 4 exons. The record is from RefSeq and is a predicted model, not a curated record.
UUGCGGGAAGCAUAUAAUCGUUCGCAACUUCGCGAAGCUUUGCACUUGUCUUCUCCCUUCUUUCGCAGCUAAUUAGGGUUAGGGUUGGGGUUAAGGAUUUCUGCACAGUCUCCACUCCUAAUUGGGAACUUGUUCGAUUAUUGUACUUAAUUCUUCGUUUUCUGGAUUCAUUUGUUUUUUACAAUAGAAUCGGGGGAGAAAAGAGAGUUGAAAAUUGCUUGUUAGGGUUAAAUGGAUCUUGAGACGGAGAACAGAAUAGCUGCUAUUCUUAUGAAAGAAGCAGCAGAGUUGCGGCGCCAAGCUGAGAAAGAUGGUGUAUCUGUUUAUCUUCAUCAACCUAAACCCAAGGUCCGCCCUAAUUCACGCUUUCUCACAGCUACUGUUCGUGGUGUACAACAAGCUAAUCGAGCUGUAGAAAUCAAUGAGAUGUGGCGAGUUCGGCAAAAAGAGCUAGAAUUGGACAAUCGACUCAAAGGCAGGCCGAAGGAUCAGAGAAGCAAUGGUGCAAGGUACAGAAAUGGUGAUGACUUCACAAGUAACAGACACACAGCAGUAGAUGAUGGGGCAAAUGCUUCAUGCUCCUCAAGCAAAGGUUCCUUUUCAAGAAAUGACGAUGGCUUGAAGGAUGAAGAACUUGAAGAAUUUUUGCACUCAAGGACCAAGCGCGGGAGAGGUGCUGUUGGACCAAGGAUGGAUGAAACAGGUCCUUAUCUUCCCCGAUGUCCAAACCCCAAGGAAGAGCUAUCGACAAGCUUAGAGCAUCGCCGUGUUGUUUGUGGUCGUGAGAAGCUUUCUUCCCUGGAGUCUUGUGAAUCUUCUGAAGAAGAGACUGAUGAUGAUAGGAAAGAAAAGAAGCGGAGGAAGACUCAUUCUAGGAGCUCAAAGAAACCGAAUAAAGACAAGCUUAAAUCUAAAAAGAAAUCGAAGGAUAAGAAAAAGAAGAGAAAGGAGGAGAAAAGAAGCAAACGUGACCAUUAUAACAUUUAACAAUCACUUUCUGCUAGCCACUUGAGAUUAACUCAAAUGGUUGGGUAAAAUGUGCAUGUAAGGGAUUUGGGGUUGUUUAUUAUAUAAAAAAUUAAGGGUUUUCUCUUAACUGUUUUUUAUUUUUAUUCAAAAAAAUAUCAAGAAAUCCAAUCACUUUCUACA